CGGGGCACUAUUCCAUCCAGAGAGGAAGAACAGACACUUCGAGCUGUGUCUCACUAACUCUGGUCCAGUGCCGUGCCUGAUUCAUAGCAGCUGCCCUGCCCCGGGAGAAGUCAGAGAAGCCACACAAGAGAGGAGAGAGCUUGGCCCCUCUCUCACUGGACGCUGUUUCUGGUCAUUUUGUCUGGGUCCUGGGCCCUCGUGUGGACAUCCAGGCCUGCUGGAGGGGCUGACGGCUGACAUGGCGUCCGGCGGGGACCCAGAGGAGGAGCAGGUGGUCCCAGACGAGGAGGAUGGAGCCAGCGUGCGGGCGGUGCAGGCCCACUACCUCCGCAGUCCCUCCCCCAGCCAGUUCUCAGUGGUCUCGGACGCAGAGACGGAGAGCAUUUUCAUGGAGCCCAUUCACCUCUCCUCAGCUGUGGCGGCCAAACAGAUCAUCAGCGAAGAGCUCAAGCCUCGGGGGCUCAGAGCAGGUGCAGAGUGUCCGGGCAUGCUGGAGUCUGCAGAGCAGCUGCUGGUGGAGGACCUGUACAACCGGGUCAGGGAGAAGAUGGAUGACACCAGCCUCUACAACACCCCCUGUGUGCUGGACCUGCAGCGGGCCCUGGCCCAGGACCGCCAGGAGGCCCCCCUGAACGAGGUGGACGAGGUCUGGCCCAAUGUCUUCAUAGCUGAGAAGAGCGUGGCUGUGAACAAGGGGAGGCUGAAGAGGCUGGGCAUCACCCACAUCCUGAAUGCGGCGCAUGGCACCGGCGUCUACACUGGCCCUGAAUUCUACACUGGGCUGGAGAUCCAGUACCUGGGCGUGGAGGUGGACGACUUCCCCGAGGUGGACAUCUCCCAGCACUUCCGCAAGGCUGCCGAGUUCCUCGAUGAGGCACUGCUGACCUACAGAGGGAAAGUCCUGGUCAGCAGCGAAAUGGGCAUCAGCCGGUCAGCAGUGCUGGUGGUGGCCUACCUGAUGAUCUUCCACAACAUGGCCAUCCUGAGGGCCUUGAUGACCGUGCGCAAGAAGCGCAUCUAUCCCAAUGACGGCUUCUUGAAGCAGCUGCGGGAGCUCAACGAGCGGCUGAUGGAGGAGAGGGAGGAGGACUGUGGCCCGGAGGGAGCCGGCGAGGACUCUGGGAGCACGCUCGGGGCGCGCGCCCGCUUGACGGUGGAGGAGGAGGAUGACGCCACCAGCCACCUCAGCGGCUGCUCCCUGGGGAAGGCCAGCCAGGCCUCCAAGCCCCUCACCCUCAUUGAUGAAGAGGAGGAGGAGCAGCUAUAUGAAGAGUGGAAGAGGGGCCAGGGCCUGCCAGCCGGCAGGGCAGCCGGGGCUGGACAGCGCCCGCGCUCGGCUUCCUGGCGCCAGAGCAGCCAGGAGCAGGAGCAGGAGCAGGAGCAGGAGCAGGAGCUCGGGGACCAGGUGGAGAGGCUCGUCCAGGAGUGGCAGAGCCGGAACGAGCGGUACCACGCGCAGGGCCACCAGCGGUGGGCUCUGGAGGAGCAGGAGGAGGAGGAGGAGAGCAACUGCGGGCGACGGCGCAGGCGCACCCUGAGCCAGAGCAGCUUCUCGGAGAGCGAGAGCGCGCUCAGCCGAAGCGCCGCGGUCCUGCGGCAGGUGGAGCUCAGCUGCCCGAGCCCAGGGGCCCGGCGCCGCUCGGACUCUGUGUCCACCGAGAGCACCUGGGACGUGUACGAGAGGCUGCUGGAGAUCGAGAGGGAGGCCGCCCGGAGGUUCCGCUCCAGGAGCCGGAGGGAGGAGGCGGACGCGGGCUCGGAGCCCGGGAGCAGGGUGCCUGAGGACGACCAGGAGAGCGUGGCCUCCGAGGCCAGCUCCUUCUACAACUUCUGCAAGAACAAGGACAAGCUCACUGCCCUGGAGAGGUGGAAGAUUAAGAGAAUCCAGUUCGGGUUUCACAAGAAAGACCUGGAGGCAGGAGAUGGCGGCGGUGAGCAGGGCGCGGAGGCUGCUGCGGCCGAGCGCAACCCCUCCGACGUCAAUCUGACGGCCUACCAGGCCUGGAAGCUGAAACACCAGAAGAAGGUGGGCAGCGAAAACAAGGAGGAGGUGGUGGAGAUGAGCAAGGGAGAGGACGUGGUCUUGGCCAAGAAGAGACAGCGGAGGCUGGAGUUGCUGGAGAGAAGCCGGCAGACGCUGGAGGAGAGCCAGUCCCUGGGGAGCUGGGAGGCGGAUGGCUCAGUGGCCUGGCGGAGCAUCCCCCUGUCUGCUCUCUGCUCCGCAGCCUCCUCAGUCAGUGCUAAUGGGGACACCGCGUCUGUAUUCAGCACCCAGAGCCACCAGUCCGGCCCGUCCCAGGCUGCAAGCAGCGUAGGGGGAUACUCCGCCGCCAACCCCAGCACACCCCUGCCUAGCCUGCCAGUGGGGCCUGGGGACACCAUUUCCAUCGCCAGCAUCCAGAACUGGAUUGCCAACGUGGUCAGUGAGACCCUGGCUCAGAAGCAAAGCGAACUGCUGCUGUCGUCUCGCUCACCAUCCAUUGCAAGCAUGAAGGCAGCGCCUGCGGCCAGCUGCCUGGGGGACGACCAAGUCUCCAUGCUCAGUGGACAGAGCGGCUCCUUCCCGGGUGACCGCCUGCUGUCUCAGAGCCAGGCAAGACCUAGCGGCGACACGCAGUCCGUGCUGUCCUCCGGCAGCUCACUGAGCUCACGGGCUGAGGGCACGGGGAGCAGAGCGCAGGGGGCCAGCAAGCCCGUCUACAGCCUCUUUGCUGACAGCGUGGACCUGAAGGCGCUUGGCCGGAAGGAGAGGGAGAUGCAGGUGGAGCUGAGGGAGAAGAUGUCCGGGUAUAAAAUGGAGAAGCUGGCCUCGGACAACAAACGCAGCUCCCUUUUCAAGAAGAAGAAGGUCAAGGAAGAUGAGGAUGACGGCGUGGGUGACAGGGAUGGCGAGGCAGACAGUGCCAUAGGGAGCUUCCGAAACUCUUCCCGCAGUGACUCCCAGAAGCCUGACACGGACACCUCCUCCUCCCUGGUGGUCUCUAAUUGUCCAGGGAGUGGCAGCAGAGCUGGCAAGGACGUGGACAGCAGCAUCAGUAAGUGGCUCAGUGGCCUCAGGGCAGAGGAAGACUCUCCUCCCCAGAGUGACUGGUCGGGAAGCUCCCGGGGGAGGUACACCAGAUCUUCCCUGCACCGGGAGACUGAGUCCAAAUCCUCCAGUUACAAGUUCUCCAAGUCCCGGUCCGAGGAGCAGGACACCUCCUCCUACCGCGGCGCGGACGGCAGCUCCGUAAGGAGCACGUCUCGCUUCUCCGCGUCCUCCGCCAGGGAGGGCAGGGAGACACACGAGUUCAGGUCCACCUUCAGCGAGACCUCCAGCUCCCGGGAGGAGAGCCCAGAGCCCUACUUCUUCCGCCGGACCCCGGAGCCCUCUGAGGGGGAGGAGUCCCCAGAGCCACGGCGCUCAAACUGGGCGAGGCCCAGGGACUGGGAGGAUGUGGAAGAGUCCUCCAAGUCGGACUUCUCUGAGUUUGGAGCCAAGAGGAAAUUCACCCAGAGCUUCACCAGGUCCGAAGAAGAGGGCGAGAAAGAGAGGACAGAAAACAGAGAGGAGGGGAGGUUUGCAUCUGGGCGGCGGACCCAAUAUCGGAGAAGCACAGACAGGGAGGAAGAGGAGGAGAUGGACGACGAAGCCAUCAUUGCUGCUUGGAGACGCCGGCAAGAGGAAACUAGGACUAAGCUGCAGAGGAGGAGGGAGGACUGAGCAGGCCGGGCCCACUCGCUGCUCGGCUCAGGCUCAGGCUCAGGGCUCACACUGCCACCACCCAUCACGGGGUGAGGAUGCAGAGAGGAUCUGCCCAACAGGCAGAGCCGAAAGUGCCCAAGGUGGAAGGAUACGGAGGUGCAUUGGUGGGAGGAGAGGAGCCAGGGAGGCGAGCUCCAUGCUGGACUAGCUCAGGCCAUUUCUGGUGGUCCAAGGCCCUCUAUGCUUGGUGCCUCACUUACGACGUAUUUGAUAGUUUUUCAUUCUGGUCUGGAGAGGUGGGCUUGACAAGGAACGUACGUCCAGAAGGUAAUGAACUCAGGACUUGGUUCUGUUCCUCUGUCUUGAAGCAAGUCUGACCUCUUUCAGCAAUGCUCAGCUCUGGUUGUUUCUUUUAAUGUCUUGAUCUCCAUUAAAUUGUAUGUUGUCAAUCUUU
This is a messenger RNA of Sciurus carolinensis (gray squirrel), 4139 nucleotides long. It is a transcript of the gene Styxl2, whose product is annotated as serine/threonine/tyrosine interacting like 2. The record is from RefSeq and is a predicted model, not a curated record. Lineage: Eukaryota; Metazoa; Chordata; Mammalia; Rodentia; Sciuridae. Gene Ontology annotation, biological process: negative regulation of MAPK cascade; protein dephosphorylation. Gene Ontology annotation, molecular function: MAP kinase phosphatase activity; protein tyrosine/serine/threonine phosphatase activity. Gene Ontology annotation, cellular component: cytoplasm.